Molecule: messenger RNA, 850 nt
Organism: Diprion similis
Lineage: Eukaryota; Metazoa; Arthropoda; Insecta; Hymenoptera; Diprionidae
Gene: Nop10
Product: H/ACA ribonucleoprotein complex subunit 3
Exons: 4
Coding region: 17-211 (64 amino acids)
Biological process (GO): ribosome biogenesis; rRNA pseudouridine synthesis; snRNA pseudouridine synthesis
Cellular component (GO): box H/ACA snoRNP complex; box H/ACA telomerase RNP complex
Molecular function (GO): telomerase RNA binding; box H/ACA snoRNA binding
Source: RefSeq, a predicted model, not a curated record
UCUUAAUAAAAGAAAAAUGUAUCUGAUGUAUUAUUUGAACGAAAACAGGGAGCGCGUUUAUACGUUGAAGAAAGUCGAUCCGAAUGGUAGACCAACCUUGUCUGCACAUCCUGCUCGAUUUUCACCCGAAGAUAAAUACUCUAAAGAACGCAUCACAAUCAAGAGGCGUUUUGGGCUGCUCUUAACGCAGCAACCCAUGCCUACCUACUAGACGAAUAUUUUAUCACUGAAACCGAGUCGAACCAAGUAAAGUGAGCUCUGCUAUUCGCUUGUGAAGACUAACUAAAGACAACUAAUCUGUUUUUAUUAAAUAAAUAUAUUAAGUUGUAAAGAAGGGGCAAAUAAUAACAACGCCGACAUUAUUCAUAUAUAAUCUUCUUAUUAAAUAUCAGACCUUAAUUUUAGUGUCAGCAACUCGACGAGGCUCUGUAUCAAGGAUGGCGAUAAGAUUUACAGAUUUUGAGAUACAGCGAGUAUAUACACAAACCUAUAUACAUAUAGAAGAAUAUAUAACACGAUGCAACAUAUUACCAACAUUAUAAACAAGUUACAUUAUACCCUGCCGAAACAGUGGCAAGCAAAGCUUACUGCCGAUAUAUUCGUAAUAAUUAUUCAAGACUAAUGAAGUUAAACAAACAGUUUUUGUUUUUCAAUAAUCGGUAAUACUGUAUUGUUUUCUCAAGCAUCGUUGGCGAAGGAAGAUAUUUAAAUGUAUGGUAUUAUUAAAUAAAAUUACGAAUCCAAAGCGCGGAGUAAAAUAUUGAUUUUUACAGAACAGUGAAGUUGCACACCUUGGUUUGGAAUAUAUUUUGCGACAGCUUGCGAUUUUAUUUAUGACAAAACGUAAAUU